Molecule: messenger RNA, 998 nt
Organism: Panthera uncia (snow leopard)
Lineage: Eukaryota; Metazoa; Chordata; Mammalia; Carnivora; Felidae
Gene: APOD
Product: apolipoprotein D
Exons: 5
Coding region: 190-759 (189 amino acids)
Biological process (GO): tissue regeneration; lipid transport; brain development
Molecular function (GO): cholesterol binding
Source: RefSeq, a predicted model, not a curated record
CUUUUCGGCCAGCCUUCCCGACCCGGAGUGGGUGUGGCAUGCGUUAAAAUUAAACGUCAGUGACCGAAUGAAGCUUAUAAAAUAGCUUGGGAGAAGCUGGUCAACAAGACCACACAUCUUAAAUUGGAUGAGUUUGCAUGUGGAAACUGCCUUCAUCUUGACAGAAAAGGUUCCAUCCAGAGCCCCAAGAUGAUGACGGCGCUGCUGCUCUUUUCUGCUCUGGCCAGCCUCUUCAGUGCCGCAGACGGACAAGCCUUUCACCUUGGGAAAUGCCCGACUCCUCCGGUGCAGGAGAAUUUUGAUGUGCACAAGUAUCUUGGACGAUGGUAUGAAAUUGAGAAGAUCCCAGUGAGCUUUGAGAAGGGAAGUUGCAUCCAAGCCAACUACUCGCUAAUGGAAAACGGAAACAUCAAAGUGAUAAACCAGGAGUUGAGACCGGAUGGAACUGUGAGUCAAAUUGAAGGUGAAGCCACCCAGGCCAACCUCACAGAGCCUGCCAAGCUGGGAGUUAAGUUUUUCUGGUUGAUGCCGUCUGCUCCAUACUGGGUCCUGGCCACCGACUAUGAGAACUACGCCCUCGUGUACUCCUGUACCACAAUCGUCUGGCUUUUUCACAUGGAUCAUGUUUGGAUCUUGGGAAGAAACCCUUAUCUCCCUCCAGAAACAGUGACCUAUCUAAAAGAUAUCUUGACUUCUAAUGAAAUUGACAUAGAAAAAAUGACUAUCACAGAUCAGGUGAACUGCCCUGAGCCACUGUAAGAGGCUCUAAAGGGAAUCUGCCUUCACUCAAUGUUACUUCUUUUGCUUUGCUUCCCCCCACCCCACCCUUCAUAAAGACAAACCAACCACGGCAACAUUGCAAACACCAGAGGGGAAAUUUGAAAGCAGAAGCCUGUGGAGAGAAAGUCAAGGAACGCUGGCCCAAACACUUAGCCAUGUACCAUGUUACCUUGCCAGUCUAAUAAUAAACUUGUUGCUGACCUGCUGUGCUCACAGUA